AUGGGAACACUUACAUUCUGGUGGCUGUGGACUGUGUCCAAAUGGAUAGAAGCCAUUGCUUGCCCUGUUUGUGAUGCGAAGGUUGUUAUCAAGCUAUUUAAAACCAUUAUCUUCCCAAUAUAUGGCAUUCCCAGAGUUGUGAUCUCAGAUGGAGGCUCCCAUUUCAUCAAAAAGUUUCCUAAACUCACAUCUUUGAUAGCCCGUCUUGACGAGUGCUAUCUCGGAUUCAACAAUUGGCGCCCACCGUGGGGCUGGAAACGCUUCUCGCUAUUCAUCUCGAAGAUAUCUAGAUUUUCACGAACUAGCAACGAUGGUGAACUCGAAAGAGAACACUCCCACCGGGAGCCCGUCUCCCUCAGAAGAAAACUUAAGCGACAGUCUACCAGCACGAUAGACAAGUCGCUACCCGCUGAAGGUAGGGACAAGCCUGCCCCUACAAGAAACCCAUCUUUCUCGCCACAGAGAUCCGUCUCGCCGCGAAGAUCGACUUCGCCGCAACGAUCUCCUCCGCCAAGAAAGGACGAGAGCCCCCCUCCGUCCGCACCACGCCGCUCGAGAAAAUCUUCCUCGAGCGACAAACCCCGCAGCUCGAAGAAAUCCUCCUCGAGCGAGAAGAUCCUCAAACUCAUGGAGAAUCUCGUCAAGCCGCUCGCCGACGGUUUCGAGUCAAUGCGAGCACAGCAGAAAAAGACUCAGGAACAGGUGGAAGCCCUAGCACGAGAAGACGAUGAAGAUCCGUCAAGUCCCAUGACGGAACAACCCCCCGUCCUGCGCACUUCAGGCGACUUACCACCCAAGAGCUCGAACGGAUGA
Microthlaspi erraticum is the source of this 813-nucleotide messenger RNA. The record is from the annotation of a GenBank genome assembly. NCBI's taxonomy places the organism in Eukaryota, Viridiplantae, Streptophyta, Magnoliopsida, Brassicales, Brassicaceae.